AUGGCCUACCGAGAAUUUUUCAAUAGCUUCAAUUCCCUUCCAACUAUUAUGGAAACAGGUAACAUGGAAUACGACCAAGAUUGGACAGAUGGUCCUACGACUACUGAACAUACAGACGUAACCAGUAGCUCAUCAGCAGAACCAACAACAUACAUAGCUCCGCUAACAAAGCGAAAUCUAGCUAUACAGCGAGCGACGGAACGCGCGAAACAUUGGCAUCAAUCUCAACUUGUUCAGCAGCAAUCAGAACAUACAAUCCAACCCAACAAGGUAACGAAAUAUGCCGAUUGUCUGACAUAUAUCAAUAAUGUCCAAGACCCGUUUCCCCAAGAACAAGGCUUCGCUAUGGAUUCCAGCAGUUCCACCUAUCUUACCGACUACACAGAUCCCACCACUCUUGUGGAUUCCGAGGAAUCAUCCACCCUCCUAGAUUCUACAACCUCAGAGACGGAUGAGACUGUUACUAUUGUAGGUCCUCCACCCACCAUCCUGUCUAGCACUUCCACAACCACCGUGGAAUCUUCUGAUAAUCCCGAGAUUCCUAUUGAAGCCUUGUUAUACAAUGCAGCUCUUCGUGAAUUGUUGAGUGCCGAAAGAACUUACAUGGAAUAUAUGGCUCGUGAAUCGGCUUCAAGACCUGCGAGACACAACGGUAAUUCUAGGGCUGUUGAUCGUAGAUAG
Molecule: messenger RNA, 681 nt
Organism: Annulohypoxylon maeteangense
Lineage: Eukaryota; Fungi; Ascomycota; Sordariomycetes; Xylariales; Hypoxylaceae
Exons: 1
Coding region: 1-681 (226 amino acids)
Source: RefSeq, a predicted model, not a curated record